Megalops cyprinoides (Indo-Pacific tarpon) is the source of this 2508-nucleotide messenger RNA. RefSeq names its product phospholipase A2-activating protein (gene plaa). Gene Ontology annotation, cellular component: nucleus; cytoplasm. Lineage: Eukaryota; Metazoa; Chordata; Actinopteri; Elopiformes; Megalopidae. The coding region runs from base 90 to 2483 and encodes 797 amino acids. The record is from RefSeq and is a predicted model, not a curated record. Gene Ontology annotation, biological process: proteasome-mediated ubiquitin-dependent protein catabolic process; ubiquitin recycling. Gene Ontology annotation, molecular function: ubiquitin binding. The transcript has 14 exons.
UGUUGUUGCUGUGUCAGUUCCUUGUUUGGGUGCUUGUACUGAGAAAAUAUUGUUGUAAUUUUUAAUAUUGGGCUGCUGAAUUCCAAAAAAUGGCAUCUCCUAAUACCUAUAGGCUAAGCUGCUCCAUCCCUGGGCAUGAAAUGGAUGUAAGGGGACUUGCGGCCGCUGUUUACCCCGACGGAGCCUUUGUGUCGGUAUCUAGGGACAGAACGGGUAGAGUCUGGGUACCAAAUUCAAGUCCAAACAGGGGCUUUACAGAAAUGCACUGUAUGAACGGGCACACCAAUUUCGUGUCCUGCGUGUGUGUCAUAGCCCCCAACGACAUGCACCCUCGCGGACUAAUAGCCACAGGCGGAAACGACCACAACAUCUGCGUGUUUUCAUUGGACAGGCCCGACCCCAUGUAUGUUCUGAAGGGCCACAAAAACACAGUAUGCACCCUCUCUGCUGGGAAAUUUGGAACUCUUUUGAGUGGAUCUUGGGACACUACAGCAAAAGUGUGGCUCAACGACAAGUGCAUGAUGACUUUACAGGGACACACAGCCGCCGUGUGGGCAGUGGUCAUCCUGCCUGAGCAAGGCCUUAUGCUGACAGGGUCAGCUGACAAAACGAUCAAGCUGUGGAAAGCGGGACGUUGCGAGAGGACUUUCACUGGACAUGAGGACUGCGUCAGGGGCCUGGCGGUCAUCAACGAUGUGGAGUUCUUCUCCUGCAGCAACGACGCCAGCAUCAGGAGGUGGACGGUGACCGGGGACUGUGUCCAGGUCUACCACGGCCACACCAACUACAUCUACAGCCUCGCUGUCUUCCCCAAUGGCCAAGACUUUGUGAGCACGGGAGAGGACCGGACGGUACGAAUAUGGAAGAAGGGGGAAUGUGCUCAGACCAUCCGUCUUCCUGCCCAAUCGGUGUGGUGCUGUUGCGUGCUGCCCAAUGGGGACAUAGUGGUGGGAGCCAGCGAUGGGAUAAUCAGGGUGUUCACUGAGUCGGAUGAGCGUGUGGCCAGCACUGAGGACCUGCAGGCCUUCGAGGAUGAGCUCUCCAAGGCCACCAUCGACCCCAAGACCGGAGACUUGGGCGAUAUCAAGGUGGAGGAUCUCCCGGGACGGGAACACCUAGACGAGCCAGGCAGGCGCGACGGCCAGACCAGGCUCAUCAAAGAAGGGCAGAAGGUGGAGGCCUACCAGUGGAGCAUGAGCGACGGCCGCUGGGUGAAGAUCGGGGACGUGGUGGGCGGCUCGUCCCAGUCGGCCUCCAGCAGGAUCAUGUACGAGGGAAAGGAGUACGACUUCGUGUUCACCAUUGACGUCAACGAGGGGGGGCCCUCCAUGAAGCUGCCUUACAACAUCAGCGACGACCCCUGGCUGGCCGCGCACAACUUCCUCCAGAAGAACGAUCUGAGCCCCAUGUUCCUGGACCAGGUGGCCAACUUCAUCAUUGAGAACACCAAAGGCCACACCCUGGGCCCCUCCCAGCCUGGCACUUCUGAUCCCUUCACAGGUUCAGGCCGGUACAUCCCUGGUGCCUCGGACAGUACGGAAGGUUUUGGGGCUGAUCCGUUUACAGGCUCUGGUCGUUACAUUCCUGGAUCGGGGCCCAGUGCCACUGCCCCAGUCGGAGUAGUAGACCCUUUCACAGGAGGAAGCGCCUACUCAUCGGCUGCCCUGCAACAGCCUGCUACCAACAUCUACUUCCCCAAAACGGACGCCGUCACGUUCGAGCAGGCCAACGCCACGCAGAUAUUAGCCAAGCUGAAGGAGCUGAACGGCGGGGCCCCCGAGGACAAGAAGCUUUCGGAAGAUGUGAUGGCAAAGCUGGAGAGGCUCUUGCUGAGUGUCUGUGACCUGCGGUCCAAGGACCAGAUCACCGAGGAGCAGAUCGCCAUCCUCUGGAAGACCACCCACUGGCCUGAAGAUAUAGUCUUCCCUGUGCUGGACAUCCUCCGUCUAGCGGUGCGCCACCCAGUGGUCAACGCGAGCCUCUGCAACGAGACAGAGGGCAUCCAAUUCUGCAAUCACUUGCUGAGCCUGAUGGCGCCACAGGGCCGUCCAGCCAAUCAGAUGCUGGCCCUGAGGACUCUAUGCAACUGCUUCUCCGGCCCACUGGGGCGGAGUCUGCUGAUGUCACAGAGGGAGACUGUGAUGUCACAGGCCACAGAGCUGAAAAGCGUCUGCAACAAGAACAUCCACAUCGCCCUGGCCACACUAGUGCUGAACUACGCUGGCAGCCUGCACGGUGUCCCAGACCUGGAGGGUAAGGCCCAGUGCCUGUCCAUGGCCAGCACCAUCCUGGAGGUGGUGCAGGACAAGGAGGCCAUCUUCCGCCUGCUGGUGGCCCUGGGGACUACCAUCGCCAGCGAAUCCACAGCUAAGGACCUGGCCCAGUCCCUAGGGGUCAAGUCCCAAAUCGCCAAGUACUCGUCGGUGCCAGAUCCGGCCAAGGUGGGCGAGUGCUGUAGGCUGGUUCUGAAUGAACUGCAGUGAUUUCCUACCCAUUCCCCUACCUCUC